Ectocarpus sp. CCAP 1310/34 is the source of this 268-nucleotide messenger RNA. The record is from the annotation of a GenBank genome assembly. NCBI's taxonomy places the organism in Eukaryota, Phaeophyceae, Ectocarpales, Ectocarpaceae.
GUGAGACCGGCGCACCGGCAGCAGUGGCACUAUCGGAUUCGGCGAUACUGCGGGUUACAAAGGCAUGCCACAGGAUCUGAACCUGAAGCUGCUGCUGGGGCUGCUUCUCUUGGCUUCCUGCUUGUCAGCUAGGGCAUCAACAUGGGUUCCUGACCUGCAGGAACCGUACGAGGCGCACCAGGAUGCAAACCAAUGGGAAGAAGCCGUGCUCCGACUAGAUGGGCGAGCCGGCCGAGGUGUGUAUUCCGAGUUCAGAAUACAUCAAUAG